AUGGCAGGCCAGAAACGAACCAGAAGUGGCCAGGUCAAGCCGCGGGGCAGCGUUAAACAACCUCAGCUCCAAUCGCAGAGAGACACUACGAUGACGGAACCGACUCCUCCAUGCGGGCAACCUCAACCACCUUCUACCACGUCUACAGACCUACCAAGCACAGUGGACAGUGUACCAGGCCUCAAAGAGCAAUAUCUCAAACCAGCACAGCCCAAGCCCACCCGACAAACCUCGAAACCAAAGCCCACAAACCGCAAGAACCGGCAAAAGCUCCCCAAACUCCCAAAUAAUGCCGUCAUCUCCAAACGCCCGCUCCUCCACCCCGCCAUCCCAACACCCUUCGCCUCAACCCACGCCCCCAAAGUCCUCUACAUAACCGCCUCAUCACCCUACAUACCCGCCUUGAAACGUAUUCGAAGGCUCCUAUCUGAAAUCACAAAGCGCGAGAAGCAGUCUACAGCCGCGCAAUCCAAACGUAGCGGUCGAAGACCACCUGAGCCGAACGGAAGGCUUGCGCCAGCGGACGUGGAGCGUGAGAUUGCGGAUCAAGCUGCGAGGAGAGAUGGUGCUGCGCUGGGGCGGGAGCGUGUUUAUCUGAAGGCGACUGGGAGGGCGAUUCCGAGGGCGCUGGAGCUGGGCGUUCACUUUCAGGGCGAGGACGAUUGCAGGGUUACGGUGGAGAUGGGGAGUGUGCGUGCAAUUGAUGACAUUGAGGUUAGGAGUGGGAGCAUAGAGGAUACGGACAAUCACAAUGAGCAGGUGGGAGGGGACAAGGAAGAGGAAGAUAUACCCGAGACGAGAAUAAGGACGUUGAGUUCUGUUACUAUUAGUAUUAGGCUAAAGUGA
This is a messenger RNA of Cucurbitaria berberidis CBS 394.84, 846 nucleotides long. RefSeq lists its product as uncharacterized. Gene Ontology annotation, cellular component: ribonuclease MRP complex; nucleolar ribonuclease P complex. The record is from RefSeq and is a predicted model, not a curated record. The coding region runs from base 1 to 846 and encodes 281 amino acids. NCBI's taxonomy places the organism in Eukaryota, Fungi, Ascomycota, Dothideomycetes, Pleosporales, Cucurbitariaceae. Gene Ontology annotation, biological process: rRNA processing; nuclear-transcribed mRNA catabolic process, RNase MRP-dependent; tRNA 5'-leader removal. Gene Ontology annotation, molecular function: RNA binding. The transcript has 2 exons.